Staurois parvus is the source of this 1518-nucleotide messenger RNA. NCBI's taxonomy places the organism in Eukaryota, Metazoa, Chordata, Amphibia, Anura, Ranidae. The record is from the annotation of a GenBank genome assembly.
CUUUGUGGAAUGGCUAGACUGCUGGUGUGUGUGCUGCUGGUGCUGCCCCUCCUGGGGGGCUCUGAUGGGGCCUGGAACCAGAGACAGCUUCGGAGGAAGAUACAUGAGCUACGUGAGAUCCAGUACUUCAAAUCCUUCUACAGUCGCUUAGGUAUACCCAAAGGAGCCCCUUCUUAUGAGCCAGUAGUUGAAGGCUACAUCACACAACCUUUGGACCACUUCAACCGAAGAAACAACGCCACCUACGAGCAGCGGUACUGGAUCAACAAAGAGUUCUGGCAGCAUCCAGGUGGACCCGUAUUCCUGUUCAUAGGUGGAGAAGCUGCCGAAUCUGAAUAUUCUGUCUUGGCAGGAGAGCAUGUGGAGCUGGCGGAGAAGCAUCACGCACUCUUGGUGUCUCUUGAACAUCGGUAUUAUGGAGCCAGUAUUAACAAAGAUGGCCUCACCCUGGAAGGGAUCAGAUUUCUGUCUAGUCAGCAAGCACUUGCAGACUUGGCUUCCUUCCAUUUGAUCAUCUCCCAGAAAUACAAUCUGACUAGGAACAACACUUGGAUCUGUUUUGGAGGCUCCUAUCCCGGAUCUCUGUCUGCUUGGUUCAGACUGAAGUUCCCACAUUUGGUUUAUGCAGCCGUGGCCUCUUCUGCCCCUGUCAGAGCGGAGCUCGACUUCGUAGAUUAUAACAAGGUGGUAGCUAACAGCUUGUCGGACCCAGUCAUCGGAGGAUCUGAAAAGUGUCUGAACGAAGUGAAGGAGAGUUUCCGAGUAGUGGAGUCUCUUCUCAAAGCGGGAAAUAUUACUCAGCUAGAGAAAGAUUUCUUCUCCUGUGCUUCCCUCCACCCACCCGAUGACUACACUGAGUUUGUCAGUAAUCUGGCCGACAUAUUUAUGGGUGCUGUGCAGUACAACGACGAGUCUGCAGGUAGUGAUGUCAGGAAAAUCUGCAAGUAUAUGCUUUCAGCAAGCUCUGUCUAUGAAGGACUGAAACUUUUAAACUCGAUGUUCAUGGAUUCAAUGGGGAUGAAAUGUGUGGAAAACUCCCACGAGAAAACUUUGUCAGACUUGAAAAAGACAGAGCUGGAUCCAGUGGGAGUUGGGGAGCGGCAGUGGUAUUACCAAACAUGCACAGAGUUUGGAUACUAUCAGACCUGUGAACAUACUUCUUGUCCUUUUUCGCCCCGAAUAACUCUUCAGUCCCAGCUGGACCUCUGCACAGAAGUGUUCCAGAUCCCGAAAGAGUCGGUCUUCCAAGCUGUCCAGUUUACCAAUGAAUUUUAUGGAGCUGAUCACCCAAAAUCCAGCCGGAUAAUCUUUGUUAACGGUGAUGUGGAUCCCUGGCAUGCACUCAGUGUACUGAAGAAUCAGUCUCACUCGGAAAUUGCCAUCUUCAUCAAUGGAACAGCCCACUGUGCAAAUAUGUAUCCAUCGGAUGCACAGGAUCCUCCAUCUUUACAGAAGGCUAGAGAGGAAAUUGCAAUGCAAAUUGGAGAGUGGCUGAAAUCUGCACGCGAGGAGUCUUAG